Molecule: messenger RNA, 5293 nt
Organism: Protopterus annectens (West African lungfish)
Lineage: Eukaryota; Metazoa; Chordata; Ceratodontiformes; Protopteridae
Product: transmembrane protein 151B-like
Exons: 2
Coding region: 372-1805 (477 amino acids)
Source: RefSeq, a predicted model, not a curated record
CAGGCAACACAAAGAACCAUCGGGCAAAGCAAACCUGAGAAAACAUGCAGGCACGUACCAUCAGCAUGUAAAACUCAAACCAUAGCUAAUGCCAUAUAAUGGAUCUGCAAACAACAAAAUGGACUGUGGCUCCUUGUGGUGUUGUGUUUGUUCUGCAUCUUAAAAUAUUGUGAUUAUCACAAAGGAGAUGACUGCAGAUGCCGGUUUGCCUUCAGUCUCUCCUCCUGGCUACAUCAAUGUAUGUCAGCAUAAAGGAAAUUCAACAACCUGGUGGUUUCUGUCUCCCAGCAGUCUGUAAAUAUGCCUGGACUCUUUUUAGAUAGCCCUGCUGCAUUUUCAUAUGAGUUGUGCCUUGCAGGCUAGUAAGAGCCAUGCAUGGAAUAGCUGUGAAUGGAGAAGCACCUACUCUGAAUCAGGAGGGUCGAGAAGAGCAACGGCCUCUGAAGCAGACAUUAAGUGGCUCACUGUGCAGAGAAUCCCACUGGAAAUGCUUGAUUCUCACAAUGCUGAUGUAUGGCUGCUUUGGAGUAGUGGCAUGGUGCCACCUCUCUACUGUCACCAGACUGGCAUUUGAUGGUCCUUACCGAGGAGAGUCAAUGAUCUUCCAUGACAGCCCCUGCUCUAAUGGGUACAUCUACAUUCCAUUGGCCUUUUUGAGCAUGCUUUAUGUUGUCUACCUUGUUGAAUGUUGGCACUGCUACACAAAAAAUGAGAUGCAACAUAAAGUAGACAUCAACAGUGUUUAUGAAAGAAUACAAAGAAUGCAACAGUCCACACCAUGCAUUUGGUGGAAAGCUAUCAGUUACCACUAUAUUCGAAGGACAAGGCAAGUGACACGAUAUAGAAACGGAGAUGCCUACACCACAACUCAAGUCUACCAUGAGAGAGUGAACACACAUGUAGCAGAGUCAGAGUUUGACUAUUCAAGGCAUGGUGUAAAAGAUGUUUCUAAAGAACUACAUGGCUUGUCAAACUAUCCAGCCACAAAGUUGCGAUUCACGAAAUGUUUCAGUUUUGCUAACUCAGAUGCAGAGACUGCCUAUCUUACACAAAGAGCAAGGUUUUUCAGUGACAAUGAAGGCCUUGAUGAUUAUAUGGAGGCACGUGAGGGUAUGCACUUAAAAAAUGUUGACUUUAAAGAACACAUGAUAGCAUUUUGUGACCCAAGUCAUCCACCCUGGUACAUCCGCCGUUGGGUAUUUUGGCUUGCGUCUUUAUUUAUGUUGUCAUGGCCUUUGCGUGUGAUAGCAGAAUAUCGCACUGCUUAUGUGCAUUACCAUGUUGAAAAGCUGUUUGGACUGGAAGAUUGUGUAAUGACACCGGAGGAUACAGGAUACAGCCAACGGAUAUCAAGAGUUAACACAAUUGAUAUUACAGAACUUGAGUGGCACAUAAGAUCUAACCAACAGAUUGUACCCAGCUAUUCAGAAGCCAUGUUGAUGGACUCUACUGUUGCAAAUUAUGGAUAUGCCACUUUUAUGCAGAACUGCCAGCGAUGCCGACGAACUGUUAGCAGCUCAUCUCUUCCUUCACGUAGUACCCGAAAUAUUACCUCAAGGCUUCCUUUCAGUAGAAGUAGGUUUUCUUUAGGGCGCUUGCAGUCAUCAAGACGAGGAUGCUUGUUCCGAAGUUUAAGUGGUCAUGUGGACAACCAAAGUCUAGACAGUGAAAACAGACCACUGGAGGAGCCACCACCAUAUCAAGAUGCACUAUAUUUCCCAGUUCUUAUAGUGCAUGGAGAUGAGAGUUGUCACAGCAACGGUAGCAUCCAACAGAAUGUCCCACGCACAGAAACAAUUUUGUGAAUUCUGACUCGCCAUUUCAAAGACGUCACCAGAACUUUGUUUUCAUGUUGAAUGAUAAAACAUAAAAAUCGAACAGUUCCCAAUAACAAAAAUUCCUUAUUAAAACUUUGAAUCCUUCACAGUGAUUUAGGGCUGCUGAUCUUUCACUAAUAACCUACUAUAAUUGCUUCUAGUUCACCAUUUCUUUAUAAUUCCAUCUCUUCAUGGAGGAAAAUAAACACUACAGCAAUGAAACAGAUCACUUUCGUGAUUAUAAAAUUAAAGUGAUUUGAACUAUAACAAAAUACAACUGUAGGAGGAGGGAAAGGAGGGUUUUGGAUUAAUGAGUCAAGACUAUAUUAUUUUAAAGCAGCGUUCACAAAAACAGCAAUUGCCUGUUCUUGCACCAGAAAUAAUAUUUUGUAUUGUAAAUGUUUAGCACAUCCAUAACACUUGGCUUAUAGAACUGUGUCAUUCACUAGUUAGAAUGUUCCAUAGCAAAGAUGGGAUGGGCAGAUAUCAUAUGUUGUUCACUUGGAAAUAAGCAGUGUAUUUGUUUUCCAUAGGAAGAAGUAAUCACAAUAAAUCACUGGCUUACCAUUGGGGUAACCAUUUUGGAUUAAUAGUAAAACAGUUUCUUACACAUAUUCUACACAUGCACACAAAUACACAGUCAGGAACAUAUAUACACAAAACACUCAUUAUCAGGUCAAAUGACCUGAUUUUUUAAAACAUUUAUAUUAGUAAUUCUGCUGUAAGGCGAUCAUGAGAUAGUUUAAAAAUGGCAUGGGCCUAACAUAAAUAUAUUUUGUGAUUUGUGACAAAUGUUGGAUUACUUCCAUACUCAUUUUAUAAUGCUGGCAUAUACAUCACAGUUUAGAAUGAGAAUGUCUGAUAAUUAGACCCGUACCAUUUUUGAUUAGCAGUAAAUAUGUUGCAAGUUUAUAAGUAAACAGACGCACAUGCUGCUGUUUGGAGAAACACAUAAUUGAUGCCAUUAUCACUACAAACUGCUAAGUACAAUCACGACUUGAACUUAAAUUAAGACAACUGUCAGAAUAGGAACUUGAAUAAGAAUGUCUGCUUUUGCAGUCAUCUCUGGAAAGAUAAUUUUAUGAUAUUCUAUUCGCAGGUCUUUGUCAAAGUAAUCCAAAUAUGUUAAGAUUUAGUUACACAACCAUUACAUAACUUAUAUCUACGAAAAUGCAUGUGAGAUUCACAUACUAAAUGUUUGUUUUGGCUACAACAUUACUUCAUAUUGGAUCAUUUUUAUUUAACCUGUGUUUUUCCUGUUAAAUUUCACUUUUUCACAAAUUAUUAGUCAUGUAGUGAAAGGCAAGGCAAGCAGUGACUCAGUGAUUUUUCUAAAAUGAAACAGAAACUAAAUUAUAAAAUGGAGAAGAGCAGCCUAGACAAAGGUGACAAUAGUUUGUGUCUUGCCUUUUUCACUUACUACUAUACUGCAACAUUCAGUUUUGCUUAUCUUGUGACUUGAAACAACCAUUUUUCCCUGCAUUGCAUUAUUGUUGUAAUAAUAUUUCUGCCAUGCGGUGUACAUCCAAAGAAACAAAAACAUGUCUGUGCCUGUUUCUGGAAUCUGUUUACUUCAUACCCUUGAAGGAAAUCUUAUUUUCUUCCAUAUGAUUGAAUGUAUGCAGUAAUUAUUGCAGAUAAGAAAGAUGUCUAUUUUUAAUCCCGCAUUACACUACCCUCAUAUUUGCCAAGGACUCUAACUCUGAAGAUUCUGUCUCCAGGAAUGGGUACACAAUAUUUAAGUAGACCUGAUUUUUUUUCUUGUUUUUUUUUUCUAUUGCAGGACAACUUGUACUGUAGAAAUGUAUCAUUUCCUGUUUCUGACUGACAUCACAAUGGUCUGAUGUCUUAUUCUGCUACCUGUUUAGUAUUAUGUCAUCAGAUAUUAUUGAUUCCUUCCCAAUUUCUUUCUUGGAAGACGUCUAUUGUAGCUUGUCUGUAUUGUAAUACACAUCAGCACUGAAGAUGUAUGCCAUUAAGUGCAGUCUUUUGCAGUUUGCAUAUUAAAAUUAAAGCAUUGUGAGGUGAGUGGCACAUUUUUCUUAGGUAUCUUUGAGUCCUUUUCACUCCAUCUGUAGUGCAUGGUUCAAAUUAUUUUCACCCCCCCCUCCCCCAUAGUGCAUGGUUAGGAUUCAUGAACAGCAGUUUGCAGGAUGGAGGAUCGGGUGAUGAGCCUGGAUAAGGAUAGUGGAAUGAGACAAGGAAAUGAAGAUAAGGGCCUUUUUUAAGGACAGCCUAGCAGAGCAUGUCUUUUGCAAUAUGCUGCUCAGCUACGCAGUACUUUGCCUUGAUAAAGAGUCAUCCUGAACCUCAUAAGCUUACUGGUGAGACAAAAAUGGGUGUUUAACAUACCAAAAUAUUCAGAUGUAGGUCCUGCAGCAGUUCACCAUCUCAGAACAUUUGCAAGGAGGUCCUGUGAGAGUUCAGUUGACAGAACUUUAACAGCUAGACCACUCUGCUAACUGAAUGAGAGUUAGCAGCAGAGCUGGAGGGGUUAUGGUCAUGCAGAGUGGGGAGAGGUCCUCAUUUGGAGAUAAGGGAAAAUAAAGCUUUGGCAAUCAACAGUAGGAGGGUUAUGAGGGUUAGAUGACAGCAUCUCUUACUGACAGAAUGCUGACAGUAGACUACAGUAGGCUUUGAUUAUUAAAUGUUGGAGCAUUGGCCAGCAAAGAACACCAUUUCCUACUGGCAGGGUCAGACAACAAAUGACCACAUGUCAUACUAGGGUGAGUAUAGCUGCUGAAUCCAGUCUCUCUGUGACAGAAAGUGGGUAGAGGGUGCAUGGAGGCAAACAACUAACACUGUGUUGACAGAGAGGCUGCAAUGGCAAUUACUGCUAGGUGAGAUGAAGGCAGGCCCAGAAUUUUUGACCACAGACAAUAAUUUAGUUAACUGUAAUGUGAAAACAGCUAUGAUGGUCACCCAGUCAAUGUUAGUAGCUGAGGUCCCCUUUGCAUAACUGUAAUUCAGGGGACAGGAUCAUGGAAGGUCUAAGCGCUAGCUCACUAAAAGAAAGAUGUGCUGAUAAUGGCUGAAAAGUAACCCAGUAUUUCCUGGCAAACCCCACUGAACCUCUGACCAUCAAUGAAUGGUUUCAAUAAUUUCAUACCUCCACUCCCCAGGCAUAUUAGAUGUAUUUUCACUCUGCUUAUGUCUAACCCAAGAAACAUUUCAGAAAAUGGUUUUAAUAAUCAAAACACUCUGUGUUAUCAUUUGUGUUCUAUACAGUCCAGGCACUGUUGAUUUAGGACUCUUAAAAUAGGUCUUGUUCUAGACUGCAGUCCUAUCCUAAAUGUUUUGCUACCUGGUUUGCAACACCUUUUUUAGAGAGUUUAAAACUACGUAUUUUCCCAAACUACUGCAGUAUGUCCUGUUAGACAGUCUGUUUUUUAUAGUAAACCCUGUUUUCAGUUUUACUUCCAGUAGUUAACCUGUUGGUGUUUUAUAGUCCAGUUCAUCAUCAUUAAACUCAGUUC